Messenger RNA from Arachis duranensis, 1596 nucleotides. RefSeq lists its product as uncharacterized. The transcript has 16 exons. Lineage: Eukaryota; Viridiplantae; Streptophyta; Magnoliopsida; Fabales; Fabaceae. The coding region runs from base 61 to 1194 and encodes 377 amino acids. The record is from RefSeq and is a predicted model, not a curated record.
GGGUAGAGCUUCACUAACAUUGUAGCGUAACCUGAAAUCUAAAGCAAGCUUGCUCAAAAAAUGUGUUAUGCAACGACCUUAUCUAUUUUAUUUACAGCUUUUCUUUUGAGGAUACAUUGGAUUGCUUCGGUUUCGAUUCCGAGUUCCAAUUGCUACGCUUUCGAUAAUUCUAGUCAUAUUGUUGAUUUUAGUAGCUGGAUUGGAUACCUGUUUGAGUAUGAUGUGCAGCAAGAUACUGACUUAGCGGUUCGAUUUUGCAAAGACGUCGAAAGCAGAUCACAAACGGAGUUCUAUAACGGUGACUUGAUGGGUUGUGAGCAAAGUUAUGAUAAAAUGGGACGAACCGCGCAGGUCAACAUCAUCUGUGGGAGUUGUCCGAAUGGACAAUGCAAAGGUCGUCCUGGGUGCAUAUGUAGUGUCACUUAUGAAUCAAAAUGCAGAGUUUCAGUUGAACUUGCUUUACCUUGUGAAAAACCGGGCCCACAAGUAUUUCAAGGCUUCACAGUUGGUUUUCAUCCACGAUCAUGGGAAAUUGUUUAUAAUGGUAUGACACAAUUUGGAUUUGAGAAAUCCAACCGUGAUUUUAGCUUUCAUGCAAAGCAAUCCCAGGUAGUUCUUUUUAUGACUGCAAUAGCUUCACACUCAUCCUUGGUUCAAAAGCCAAGUCUAAAGGUUCGUCCAGAGAAAGGCUUGGAAGUUAAAUUUUCUGGAUCUGCCAACCAUGGGAAGCCUCCUACAACUCUGUCACCUACAAUGUUGAUUGUGGAUUGGAGAUGUGAAGUAGCCCGUGAUACUCCAUAUGAAGUUAAUAUAACAAUCCCAAUUAAGGGUUAUGAGCCUAUUGAAUUUGUGCUUACAAAAUUCUGUGAUUAUACACAGGAAGAAAGUGAAGAUUCCAGAAAAGGAUGGGCAAUAUUUGGGGUGCUAUCUUGCAUAUUCUUUGUCUCUUCAACACUUUUUUGUUGUGGAGGGUUUAUUUACAAGACAAAAGUGGAACGCCAGCGUGGAAUUGAUGCAUUGCCUGGCAUGACAAUCCUAUCUGCAUGCUUAGAGACGAUUAGCGGAGCAGGACAAAGAUACAUGCGGGCAGAAGAACAAAAUAGUGCCUUUGGUGGCGAACCCUCCUGGGGCCCACCUCCUAGUUCUUCUCAAGAUGCAUGGAAACCAAUAGAAAGAAGAUAUGGAGCCAUUUGAAUAUUGGAUUGGUGUUAUUCAAUUUUUUUUUUUGUUGUAUUUGAAAGUCCCCUCAUUGAUUUAUCUAGCUUUUGGGAUAUUUUCCUACUAAAAGUUUCACUUGGACUAAGCUAGAUUUUAUGGAAAAUUGAAGGUAUCUCAUUUCUAGGGGGCAAAUAGAAAAAGAAAAAUAAAUAAAUCAAAGAAGGUUGGGAAGCAAAAAGGAAGAAGGAAAGAGAGUUAUAGCAUGAGUGUAGCUGCGAUAUUGCCAUUAACGCAUUCGCAGUGUGUUUAUUUUAUGGUAGAGUUCAAACUGCAUCAUCUAUUCAUGUAAUUAAUUUGGUUUGUAACUUAUCAUUGUUACUAAUAAUUGAUUUACUGCACAAGCUAGUUAUAAUUCAAACUGAAUAUGUUAUGAAAAAA